UGUGAAUAUGCAAAGGGGAAGAAGAUGUAUAGGAUAGUUUACAUUUCCACGCACGUGCCGCUAGUUUCUAAUUAAAUUCUCUCAAUAAAGUAUUUGAAAUAUAAAAUAAAUAUGAAAAAGAAGACACCAAAUAAGCCUGUAGAGUCCGACAGUGAUUCCAGUUUUGACGCAGAUGAACCAAAAACAAUAGAAGAACAGGAAGACGUGGAUUCAAGCGUCGAAAAUGAACUUCCAACUACCAGCAAUGCCAAAAAGACAACAACAUCUAAAUCAACUAAAGCUAACACCAAUGAGGACAGUGACAGCAGUGAAGAUGAAGAUGCAGACAUGGGCGAAGACGAGGAUGAGGACGGGAGUAAAAAUAAAUCUACGCAGGGCGAAAACAAUGAAUCGGACAAAGGCAGUGACGGUGAUGAUGACAAUAACGAUGAUGAUGGUGACGAGAAGAGCGAUGAUGAAGACGCCGAACCAGAGGUUCGCAUGCCCGUUAUCAAUCCUUUGGCGUUUAUGAAGAACAAAGAUCAACGUAUGGCACUGUUUAAAAAAAUGAAAAAGGAGAAACACAAACAAAAAAUGCAAGAAAGACGUGCACGUCGGAAAGCUGGCUUACCUGCAAAUCCCGGGCAUACAAUAGAAAGUUUGCGUGAAAAAGAUCAGACAACAGUAGCUAACUUGAAUGAUUCCGAUAAUGAAGAGCUACGUAGAGAACUACAAAUGGACGACUUCAGUUCUUACUUUGAACGUAGUUACGAGCCAAAAGUGUUGAUUACUUUUGCCGAUAAUCCCGUAACGAAAACUCGUAAGUUUGGACUUGAAUUAAGUCGUAUAUUUCCAAAUGCGUUAGUAAAAAUACGAAAUAGAUCGUCGGUUAAAAAUAUAUGUAAAAGUGCUAUUCGCGAAGAAUACACAGAUGUAGUAAUUGUUAACGAAGAUCGCCGUAAACCAAAUGGAUUACUUGUAAUACAUCUUCCCAACGGUCCUACGGCACAUUUUAAAUUGUCCAAUGUUCAACUAACAUCAGAUAUCAAGCGUGAUCAUAAAGAGAUAACAAAACAUCGACCUGAAGUAAUACUGACAAACUUUACUACAAGACUCGGUCUAACCGUCGGUCGUAUGCUAGGUGCACUUUUCCACCACGAUCCUGAGUUUAAAGGGCGACGUGCAGUCACUUUCCACAAUCAACGUGAUUACAUAUUUUUCCGUCACCACCGUUAUGAAUUCACAAAAGAGGGCAAAAGGGUAAACUUACGUGAGAUGGGACCACGAUUCACAUUGAAAUUACGUUCAUUACAGGAAGGUUUGUUCGACAGUAAAACAGGUGAUUAUUCUUGGAUAAUUACAAACAAACGGCACGCUAUGGAGGCUUCUCGUCGUCGUUUCUUCUUGUAAAAUUUUUUUUUAACAGUUAAAAUUUUGUUGAAAAAAUAUUUAAAUAAAUGUAUAAAAUGUAAA
Bactrocera latifrons is the source of this 1452-nucleotide messenger RNA. RefSeq names its product probable ribosome production factor 1. Gene Ontology annotation, cellular component: preribosome, large subunit precursor; nucleolus. NCBI's taxonomy places the organism in Eukaryota, Metazoa, Arthropoda, Insecta, Diptera, Tephritidae. The coding region runs from base 112 to 1389 and encodes 425 amino acids. Gene Ontology annotation, molecular function: rRNA primary transcript binding. Gene Ontology annotation, biological process: maturation of LSU-rRNA; maturation of 5.8S rRNA. The record is from RefSeq and is a predicted model, not a curated record. The transcript has a single exon.